AUGGAUUAUAAAUUUUAAAUACAUUUGCAAAAGAUGGUAAUAAUUAGAUUGAACUAAGAAUUCUUAUAAUUAAGUAUGAAAGUUAGUAAAAUAAAUGAAUAUGGAAAUACACAUAUAAGUUAUUUUGUGUUAACCAUUAAAAAAUAUGUUAUUAAAUAAAUCAAUUAACAAUGAUAUAAUUUAGAAGCAAUUAGAAGGAAAGUACAAUUUUCAUUAAUAAUUGGAUUAACUAUUUCUUCCAAGAGUUAUGAAUUUAUUUUGCCUUAAAAAAAUGAAUAUGAUGAUGAUGAUCUCAGAUUAUUAACUGAAAGCAUAUCUAGGUGAAGAGAAUUAAUUGUUAAGACAUAUGCAACUGAAUUUCUCAUUCCUUUGGCUUCAUAUUAAGUUCUGA
Molecule: messenger RNA, 391 nt
Organism: Paramecium primaurelia
Lineage: Eukaryota; Ciliophora; Oligohymenophorea; Peniculida; Parameciidae
Source: the annotation of a GenBank genome assembly